Messenger RNA from Pteronotus mesoamericanus, 405 nucleotides. RefSeq names its product lymphocyte antigen 6 family member G6C (gene LY6G6C). Lineage: Eukaryota; Metazoa; Chordata; Mammalia; Chiroptera; Mormoopidae. The record is from RefSeq and is a predicted model, not a curated record. Gene Ontology annotation, cellular component: protein-containing complex; external side of plasma membrane. The transcript has 4 exons.
AUGGCUGGGAUGUGGCCAGGCAGGUCAAAACACCUGCUGCAUUGGCUCUUCUCCACCCUAUCCGCUGGCUCUGCCCCAGCUCAUAUUCGCUGUCAUUCCUGCUACAAGGUUCCUGUGCUGGGUUGUGUGGACCAGUAGCCCUGCCACCUGAAACCAAGACACAAAUGCCUGACAACAAAUGUGUACCUCAGCAAGAUGUGGGUUUUCUCCAACCCUUGCUGUGGCAUGACUGAAGAGGUCUGAUGAGAGACCUUCAUCCAAACCAACUGCAAGCUGGGCCUUACCUAUAACACCACCUGCUAUGACAAGGACAACGGCUACAGCCCAGCCCCUAGGCCCACUCUGGCCCUGGGCCUGGCCCUCCUCACCUACUUGGCUGGCCUUGGCCUCUGUCUGCUGCGCUGA